Scomber japonicus (chub mackerel) is the source of this 552-nucleotide messenger RNA. RefSeq names its product alpha-crystallin B chain-like. The transcript is spliced from 3 exons. Gene Ontology annotation, molecular function: protein folding chaperone. NCBI's taxonomy places the organism in Eukaryota, Metazoa, Chordata, Actinopteri, Scombriformes, Scombridae. The coding region runs from base 58 to 552 and encodes 164 amino acids. The record is from RefSeq and is a predicted model, not a curated record. Gene Ontology annotation, biological process: protein refolding; response to heat.
CCCACUGAAACUAAGAGUCAUCCUCCUUCACAUCCAUAAUUUUUCUGGAAUCUCAUCAUGGAAAUCCCCAUCCAGUAUCCCUGGUACCGCCGUGCCUUCCCACACCGACUCUCUGACAUGUCCAUGACAGAACCUCUCACAGAUUGGCCAAUGAUGUGGCCUUUCUCCUGGUCCUUCCCCUGGAUGCGCCCUUCAUUCAUGCGCUGGUUGAACUGGCCCGAAAAUGGAUUCAGUGAGAUGCGCGUGGAAAAGGAUCGCUACAUCAUUUAUCUGGAUGUGAAGCAUUUCUCACCUGAUGAGCUGUGCGUCAACGUCAAUGAUGAAUUCAUCACAAUACACGGCAAACAUGAAGAAAGACAGGAUGACCAUGGCUUUGUGUCAAGAGAGUUUAUGAGGAAGUACAAGCUUCCCGCCAGCGUGUCAUGCGCUGACAUCACCUCCAGUCUGUCAUCUGAUGGUGUCCUGACAAUCACUGCACCUCGGUCAACUCCUGGACCAGAGCGCAGCAUUCCCAUAGCCAGUGAUGAUGGAACAGCGAAACAGAAAAUGUAG